GUAAAAUGCCUCGCAGCAAAUUGAACGUCAAAAGACCUCCUGUUAAUUCUACUGCAUUAGAAAAUGCUGUUAAGGCAGUUUUGGAUCCAGAAAAUAUAUCUUUAAGAGAAGCAUGUAAAAUAUUUGGUGUUAAGUUAACAACUUUGUCAAGACAUCUUUCUCGGUUUCGAAAAUCAGAGAGUCAAACUUUCGAAUAUAAACCAAGACUGGAUAACAAAAAAGUAUUCACUGAUUAUGAAGAGAAUUGUUUGCUCCUUUAUAUAAAAAAGGUGGCAAAAAUGAAUUAUGGCUUGACGAAAAAAAGUUUUCCCAUACUAACAGAAAGAAAAUCAUCAACGGACACUGUAAACUUACUACCUGAAGACGUUGUACCUUACCCAAAAGCAAAACCAAGAAAAGCUACCAAUAAAGGAAGAAAGCGUGGCAAAACCAUGAUUGCAACAGACACUCCGGAAAAAGAACGGUUAAAAAAUGAAAAGAAAGUCUCCUUUAAACGUCGUAUAAAUAUAGAAGAAACAAAUGAACAAAAUAAAGACAAAUCAAAAAAAUUAAAAGUAAGGAGGCAGAAGAAGAAUCAGCAAAGGAAACAAGUUCAAUAUUCAUCUUCUGAAGAGGAGGACGAUAUAGUUCAUCUUGUAGAAACUGAUGAUGAGGACAGCAAUGACGAGGAGUGCCUUUUUUGCAAUGAAUCGUUCAAAAAUGACAUUCAUGGAGAGCAAUAGAUCCGAUGCAUGUCCUGCUUAGGAUGGGCCCACGAACU
Molecule: messenger RNA, 760 nt
Organism: Acanthoscelides obtectus
Lineage: Eukaryota; Metazoa; Arthropoda; Insecta; Coleoptera; Chrysomelidae
Source: the annotation of a GenBank genome assembly